Messenger RNA from Pteropus alecto (black flying fox), 1272 nucleotides. RefSeq names its product coenzyme Q10A (gene COQ10A). Gene Ontology annotation, biological process: ubiquinone biosynthetic process; cellular respiration. The coding region runs from base 23 to 637 and encodes 204 amino acids. Lineage: Eukaryota; Metazoa; Chordata; Mammalia; Chiroptera; Pteropodidae. Gene Ontology annotation, cellular component: mitochondrion. Gene Ontology annotation, molecular function: ubiquinone binding. The record is from RefSeq and is a predicted model, not a curated record. The transcript is spliced from 5 exons.
CCCUCAGCGACCGCAGCGACCAAUGAGAUUUCUGAUUUCCUGCAGCCUCCUCUUACCCCGGGCUGCCCAAGCCUUGGGAGCUGAGGCUGGCUUACCUCUCAGCCGUUCUUUCAUGGGCUUUGCUGCCCCCUUCACCAACAAGAGAAAGGCUUAUUCUGAGCGUAGGAUCAUGGGGUACUCGAUGCAGGAGAUGUACGAGGUGGUGUCCAAUGUCCAGGAGUACCGCGAGUUUGUGCCCUGGUGUAAGAAGUCUUUGGUUGUAUCUAGCCGCAAAGGUCACCUGAAGGCCCAGUUGGAGGUUGGCUUUCCACCUGUCAUGGAACGUUAUACUUCUGCUGUUUCCAUGGUCAAACCUCACAUGGUCAAGGCUGUUUGCACUGAUGGCAAGCUCUUCAAUCACUUAGAGACCAUUUGGCGAUUCAGCCCUGGUAUUCCUGCCUACCCCCGAACUUGCACUGUGGACUUUUCGAUUUCCUUUGAAUUUCGUUCUCUGCUGCACUCCCAGCUGGCCACCAUGUUUUUUGAUGAGGUUGUCAAACAGAAUGUCGCUGCCUUCGAGCGUCGGGCAGCCACCAAGUUUGGUCCAGAAACAGCCAUCCCCCGUGAACUGAUGUUCCAUGAGGUGCACCAGACUUGAGGCAAAGGAUUGUUCCUUAGCUUCUCCUCCAUUCUCUCUCCCUACCCAGUUCUAUUUAUUUUAUUUGGCUCUUGCUCCAAUCUGAGAGAAGAGUCUAUGUGCAUAAUGCUGUUCUCUCAAUUCUCCAGAAAUUGGGCUCUAAGCUGGCUGGAAAUGCUGGAGGGAAGAAAAGGCAGGGGGGUAUAGAAAGGAAUGACAUGCUUGGGAAAUGGUUAAGCUCAUCUUAAGAGCCCCAUAUGCCUCAUGCCUGCGGCCUUUUCACACUGAAUUAUAAUUAGGACUGUGUGGUUAUCUGAGCCCUGUCAAGGUGCCUUAGUGUCUGACCAGGUAAAGAUGGCAACUUAAGGACUAAAUGAAUUGAGCUUUCUUCUUGGACACAGAGGUACUGGAUGGUCAAUAAUUUUUGCUUGCCUGAAAUGCCGCAGAUGUUGGGGAUCUGGCCACAGCUUGAACUCCAUAUGACCUAACUUUAAGAAUACUUCCAUGCUAGUGGAGAACCUGGGGCUUUCUUACCAUCAGUGCCACGGGGCAAGGAGAAAAAAAAAGCACUGAACAAAAUUAUACUCUUGGGUUGUACUUUAUUCCAUCUGGCCUGAAUUUUUAUAAAAUUUCAAUAAAUUAAUUCUGAGUGUGAA